Scleropages formosus (Asian bonytongue) is the source of this 2702-nucleotide messenger RNA. RefSeq names its product FERRY endosomal RAB5 effector complex subunit 3 (gene ferry3). Gene Ontology annotation, cellular component: cytoplasm. The transcript is spliced from 13 exons. Gene Ontology annotation, biological process: regulation of mast cell degranulation. The record is from RefSeq and is a predicted model, not a curated record. Lineage: Eukaryota; Metazoa; Chordata; Actinopteri; Osteoglossiformes; Osteoglossidae. The coding region runs from base 106 to 1881 and encodes 591 amino acids.
GGCCGUCAGCUGAUGUUGGUGAGUUUUUGCGAGGGGACAGCUGCAGCGCAACACAAAUAAUUAGCUAUCGUUGAGGAAAAGGAACGUGACAGUGGUGUGUGUACGAUGAAGAAGAGCAAGGUCAAGGUGAGCAGCUCGGAGAAGGAGUUCACCUUCGAGUUCCGCGCGGGCCGGCAGCGCUGCGUGCUGCGCGUGCCGCUGCAGUUCCCCGCGCGCUCGCCAGUGCACGAGGAGGUGCGCGACCUGCACGGGCGGCUCAUGCUCCUGCACAGGAUGCCCUGCUUCGUAGAGGAAGAUUUGAAGAAUGCCCUCACUAGCUUCAUUCAGAGAGAAACCUUGGAGGACUAUGAAAGAGAAGCUGAAGAGGCCCUACAGAGGCUUACAACAGGGGAGGUGGACAUCGACAUGCUCGCAAACACUUGGGCAAAGGCCUACUCUGAGACGACACUGGAGCACGCUCGCCCAGAGGAGCCCAGCUGGGAUGAGGAUUUUGCCAAUGUUUACCAUGAGCUGAUCCACUCGCCAGCCUCUGACACUCUGCUUAACCUGGAGCACAAUUACUUCCUUAGCAUCUCCGAGCUCAUCAGUGAGAGGGACAUGGAGCUAAAGAAGUUGCAGGAGAGACAGGCAGCUGAGAUGGACAGUGUGAUGCAAGAGCUGGGCAAGUCCCUGAGUGACCAGGAUGUGAAUGCAGUGGCGUCUCAGCACUUUGAUGCUCAACAGGUGUUGGAAAAUAAGUGGGCCAAUGAGCUGAAGCAGGUGACAGCUAUCCAAAAACAAGAGUAUCAAGAGUGGGUUAUCAAGUUGCACCAGGACCUACAGAAUCCAAACAACAGUACCAUCAAUGAAGAGAUCAAGGUGAUGCCUAGCCAGCUGACGGAGCCUCCAGACCCCGGGGCCAGACUGUUUGAGGAGCAGAGGCAGCUGGAGGAAAGCUUCACUAUACACCUUGGUGCACAGUUAAAGACAAUGCACAACCUGCGGCUAGUACGGGCAGAUGUGCUGGACUUCUGCAAACACCGUCGCCAUGGCAGCAGUGGAGUGAAACUACGUCGCCUGCAGACGGCGCUAUCGCUCUACUCCACAUCCCUGUGCGGACUAGUUCUGCUGGUGGACAACCGUGUCAACUCAUACAGUGGUAUCAAGAGAGAUUUUGCCACAGUGUCCAAGGAAUGUACAGACUUCCACUUCCUUCUUCUGGAGGAGCAGCUUGAGGUGGUCCAGCAGGUGGUGCUGUAUGCCCGGGCACAGAGGAGCAGCAAGCAGCGUGACCAGCCAGAGGUUCCGAGAAACGGAGGCAAUGAGGACAAGGCCAAAAACCUUGAAAGAAACCCUUCAAAUAUCCUUCCAGGUGAAUUCUACAUCUCGCGGCACUCCAACUUGUCAGACGUGCACGUCGUGUUUCAUCUGUGUGUGGAUGACAAUGUGCGUUCAGGCAACAUCACGGCACGCGACCCAGCCAUCAUGGGCCUGCGCAACAUCCUCAAGGUGUGCUGCACCCACGACAUCACCACCAUCACUGUGCCCCUGCUGCUGGUGCAUGACAUGUCUGAGGAGAUGACAAUUCCAUGGUGCUUAAAGCGAGCCGAACUGGUCUUCAAAUGUGUGAAAGGUUUCAUGAUGGAGAUGGCUUCUUGGGAUGGUGGGAUUUCACGAACUGUCCAGUUCCUGGUCCCACAGGUUAGACGUCAUAUUGCAGCUUUUCUUCGCAUCCUUUGUUCCCUGACUUAUUACACAGAAGCAGUAUUUUAUUUGGCAUUCAUGACUUUACAUUGCUAUUAUAAUAAGGGUUAUGCCUCACAUAAAGCUAUCCAGUUAUAUUUAUAUGUUAGUUUGAAAUUUUUUUUUUUUUGUCUCCCACCACAUUUCUGGCCAGUUUAAAGAAUUCCGUUAAAAUCCUCUGAAAUUGGUAUAACAAUUCUUACACAAUCCCAUUUCAGAAGCAAGUAACAAAAAGUAGGGCAAAAUGUUUCAAUCACUGUACAGCUGUUUACCUGAGGCUGUAAAAACUCUCAUGUGAAAAUAAUGUCACUCGAAUAUUUAUGACCAGCGUGAGAAGCAGUGUUCUCGGAGUGCAGCUGUGCUGUGGGGAACUCUUUAACAUGCAACAUAAAAAAGCGUCUCAGUUUGACACACUCCAUGAUUGUGCUGUGCACCAAGUCUAGGGUUUUAUAUAAGAAGAGAAACAUACCCUGCAUCACAUUUUCUAGUUAGCCAUGUUGUUUCUGAGUAGUACUUUUAGUUUUUCCUGUUUAGUAGUUGCUCAAGAAUCUAUGUAUAAAUAUUUCUCAAUUUUGUUUGUAAUGACUGAGGAUUAGGUUGCUUUGAGUUGUACUAACAAACUAGGAGGGUAUCCAUAAAGGUAUUGACCUUUUUCCCCCCAUGGGAGUUUGUGUGCAACAGGGAGAUUUUCUGGUAAUAAAGUGAGUCCCCAGGAGCCACGCAAGUGGUUUCUGGUACUUUUGGCUUUUUUGAAAUUAGCACGCUAAUAAGCUUUUGUCACAUUAUGACCUCCAGUAGCUUCAGAUCCAAAAACCCACAGAUCAAGCAUGUGUGAAACUCCUUUUUCAUUGAUAAUUGAUAUGUAUCUCAUAUAUGGUGUAUGAAGAUGUGUGAAUAUUUUUACCACACCCAUUUACUGCAAGACUUUAGCUUGGGUCUUAUCUCCAGGAGACUGCAGUAAGGGGCGUUGUCUCCUGCAG